Molecule: messenger RNA, 1764 nt
Organism: Botrytis byssoidea
Lineage: Eukaryota; Fungi; Ascomycota; Leotiomycetes; Helotiales; Sclerotiniaceae
Exons: 3
Coding region: 1-1764 (587 amino acids)
Source: RefSeq, a predicted model, not a curated record
AUGUCACAUGCUUACGAUCCCAUAAAUACCUCUCCCCAAAUCGAAAUGACCAAUGCCACACCCACCAGCACAUUCCGACCCUCUCCACCCACCCAAACCUCCAGUAGCAAUCUUUCCCACUCCAACAGUGCGGCCACCUUACUUCCACACGAGCAAAACUAUUCACAUUUCGAAAGUCAUUUUCAUAAACCCGAACAAUCCUAUACCACCGUGCCUUAUAAACCCAAGACCGGAAAACAAUUUUGGCAUAUCUUGUUGAAAAGUUUGGCAAGAUGGUUGAUCACGCUGGUUUUGUGUAUUGCUUAUUUAUUGGCGUUGAGGGUUUGGAAUAAGAAGGGUACGGUGACGGAAGCUUCUAAGAGGAUUUUCAAUGCCAUUACCACGGGCAUUAGUAUUGCUCUGGGUAUCAAUAUCGCUACUUCGUUGAAGGAUAUGGCGUUGAAUGCGCGUUGGGCAAUUCUACAUGCUAGGAAGAGAAAUCUUUAUGAACUUGAUCUUACUUUACAUGCGGACAGUUUGAUGGAUCUUGGAAAAUUGGCGUUUGUUUCGAAGCGACCGAUGGUUUUCGGUAUGGCUAUUUCGUGGUUGAUAUUCAAUCUCUUUGUACAAGCAGCUAUUGCAGCUAUUAGUCUAACAUAUGGUUUCGAUACCAGCACAGAGAGUUAUCUAUUCACACCCGGCAAUGUCAUGGUUCCAGAUAUGACACAUCUCUCCAACACCUCCAACCCUCACUUUGAAGAUGAAGAAAUCACAGCUCACGCUUAUGGGGGUUUAGCUUGGAAUUUCGGAAUUGGCAGCUCGAUUGAAGACCUUCCAUCCCAAGGGGACAUCUACCAAGGACUCAUCAGCAACUAUAGCAUAUGGCAAGACCAACCUAACAACAAAAUGGUCUUCGUAUUCACUGAAUCUUCCUCUGCGUCCACCCAAAAAACCGGUUCGUUAAGCGUCUACACCAAGCGAAUUCUCGAAAUGCAUUACUCCUGUUCAUCUUACAAAGUCACGCACUUUAACGACACAAACGGUUUUUUCAACACCAGCAACCCGGACAUCAAUCCCGUGUAUUUAAGUUCCUGGGCCCCAAACGCCACCACCUUCUUCGCCGAAGGCGACUAUCUCUGUCCGGACAAUACUCCCCGCUGUUCCGUCAUUCAAGCCCUCGAAACCAGCGACACCGAUACGGAAUGGUACUACACCUGCAACAUAACCUUGUCAAAAACCCUCAACGACGACAAAAACAUCUCCUACAUCAGCGACGCCAUGUCGUGGGUUUCCGCCGCCGCCAUCGCAAACACCGGAUACAUCUACGGCGCGAGUUCCCAACAAACGUCAUCCUACCCACAGAAAACCAUCUGGGGCACCCCCAUGCACGGCAACGCCUCUCGCAUCGGAACCCAGAUCACCGCCUUCGGACUAACCUCGCUCUCGCUCGCCGCAGCCUUCAACCCCUCUAUCUCGCACCCCGGACUCGAGCCGCACACGGGCUUCGCGCUCUCGAUAAACCAUUCGUUUUUUUUCCUGCUCAUCGUGUUUCUCAUCCCGCUCGUGCAGUUUGUCAUGUGUUUUGUGGUGGCGGUGUGGAGUAACUCUGUGCAGGUGGGCGAUGAUGCGUAUAUCGAGAUGAGUUUGCUGUUGAGACCGAUUGCGGAUGCGCUUUUUGGGGUGAGUGGCGGAGUGGAUAAUAGGGCGUUUAGGGAGGCGAAGAAAAGGGUUUUGGUGAGGUAUGAGAGGGGGGUGGAUGGGAGGUGGGGGUUUGCUAUGAGUUGA